AUGAGAAGCAGAGUCACCACGUCCACAGCCCGCACCUCCACUUCUACGCUACUUGCCGUGGCGUACCGCCCUGCCGCACACACUGCCACCGCUCUGCCGCUUUCGGGGCCACGAUUUGUGCGUGCACUCGCGACCACCACAACCGUCGACGGCGGGAAGCAGCGAAAGAAGCUCGUGGUGUUGGGCAACGGCUGGGCCGGCUAUCGCCUCAUCCUCGACGUCGAUAUCAGCAAGUAUGAGCUCAGUGUCAUCAGCCCCAGGAACUACUUUCUGUUCACCCCUCUGCUUACCUCCACCACUGUGGGCACGCUCGAGUUCAGAGGCGUGAUCGAACCCGUGCGCACUGCCCGCCCUGGACUCAACUACAUCCAAGCUGGCGCCACCAGUGUGGAUACCACCAACAAAGUGGUCACCUUUGAGAGCGUGUACGAAGAAAGAGAGACAGACGAAGAGGUUCCGGUUCAUCCCGCCGCCUCGAUCAAAUACGACGAGCUUGUGAUUGCCGUGGGAGCUGCGCCCAACACAUUCGGAGUGCCCGGCGUUGAGAAGUACUGCUACUUCCUUAAGUCUGUGGCCGACGCCCGCAACAUUCGACAGCGGAUCAUCGAGUGUUUCGAGCGCGCCAGCAGCCCCACGACAACAGAGGCCGAGCGAAGCCGCCUUCUCCACUUUGUCAUCGUCGGCGGCGGUCCCACAUCGGUCGAGUUCAGCGCCGAACUCCACGAUUUCCUGCGCAAGGACGUGCACAAGAUCUAUCCGGAUCUCGAGAAGCAGGUGCAGAUCACGCUCAUCGAAGCCGGCAAGACGCUGCUGAGCACGUUCGACCAACGUUUGAGCGACUACACCAUGCGCACCUUCAGGAAGAGGAACAUCGACGUUCGCACCAGCGUGUCGGUCAAGCAGGUGAAGCGCCACGAGAUGGUGCUGUCUGAUGGCGCCGUCAUCCCCUUCGGCCUCGGCGUCUGGUCCACCGGCCUGUCGCCAAUCCCGUUCAUCAAGGGCCUCCCAUUCCCCAAGGACAGGUCGGGCCGACUGCUGGUCGACGAGUACCUGCACGUGAAGGCGCCGGGCGUGGAGGGCGUGUACGCGGUGGGCGACUGCGCCGCCUUCGAGACCAACCCGCUGCCGGCCACCGCCCAGGGCGCCGAACAGGAGGGCAAAUAUCUUGCGCAGGCGCUGAACGCAAAGGCACGAGGGGAGGAGCCCAAGAAGUUCCAGUACCACCACAAGGGCAUGCUCGCGUACGUGGGUGGCUACCGGGCGCUGAUCGACUCGCCGCUGAUCAAGCGGUCGGGCUUCCUCACGUGGAUCAUGUGGAACGCGGCCUACAUCACCAAGCUCGUGUCCAUCAAGAACAAGAUGAUGAUCCCCAUGUACUGGUUCAAGUCCUUCGUCUUCGGCCGCGACAUCUCCCGAUUCUGA
Messenger RNA from Acanthamoeba castellanii str. Neff, 1422 nucleotides. RefSeq names its product NADH dehydrogenase, putative. The record is from RefSeq and is a predicted model, not a curated record. Gene Ontology annotation, molecular function: NADH dehydrogenase activity. The coding region runs from base 1 to 1422 and encodes 473 amino acids. Lineage: Eukaryota; Discosea; Longamoebia; Acanthamoebidae. The transcript is spliced from 12 exons.